This is a messenger RNA of Chelonoidis abingdonii (Abingdon island giant tortoise), 3589 nucleotides long. It is a transcript of the gene ARL4C, whose product is annotated as ARF like GTPase 4C. Lineage: Eukaryota; Metazoa; Chordata; Testudines; Testudinidae. The record is from RefSeq and is a predicted model, not a curated record. Gene Ontology annotation, molecular function: GTP binding; GTPase activity.
CGCUCCUACGGACCCAGCCCAGAGGCGGCUGCUGAGUGUUUGAUGGCCCCGCAGGCUCCUAGCGCGGACCCCGGGCUGAUCGCGCCCUGGCUGCGCUGAUUGCAGCCCCGGCCCCUUGGCUUCCCCCGGCGGGGACGCCGCGCCGCCCCGGGGGAUUGCUGCAGCGCCCCGACGCGACGGGGAUGGGCGCGCUGUAAAAAAAAAAGCCCCCGAUUUGAAAUCCCUCCCGUGGCUUGGCCAGGUUCCAGCUGCGCCGGCGGCGGAGGUGGUGGGGGGCCAUGGGGAACAUCUCCUCCAACAUCUCCGCUUUCCAGUCCCUGCACAUCGUCAUGCUGGGCUUGGACUCGGCCGGCAAGACCACCGUCCUCUACCGGCUCAAGUUCAACGAGUUCGUCAACACGGUGCCCACCAUCGGCUUCAACACCGAGAAGAUCCGGCUGAGCAACGGCACGGCCAAGGGCAUCAGCUGCCACUUCUGGGACGUGGGCGGCCAGGAGAAGCUGCGGCCGCUCUGGAAGUCCUACAGCCGCUGCACCGACGGCAUCAUCUACGUGGUGGACUCGGUGGACGUGGACCGACUGGAGGAGGCCAAGACCGAGCUGCACAAGGUGACCAAGUUCGCCGAGAACCAGGGCACCCCCUUGCUGGUCAUCGCCAACAAGCAGGACCUGCCCAAGUCCCUGCCCGUGGCCGAGCUGGAGAAGCAGCUGGCGCUGCAUGAGCUCGCCCCCUCCACCACCUACCACGUCCAGCCCGCCUGCGCCAUCAUCGGCGAGGGGCUGACCGAGGGCAUGGACAAGCUCUACGAGAUGAUCCUCAAGCGCAGGAAGUCGCUCAAGCAGAGGAAGAAACGAUAACCGCCGGGCCCAAACCCCGCUAGCCUGAAACGCUGCUGGGCCGACCUCCCUCGGCGCCCGUGUCUAGACAGGCGCUCGGCCCCCCAGCGCCUUUCGUUGGGGGCGCCACUGCUUGUCACUUGCUGGCAGGAUUAGGAGGUGGGUGAGGCUGGCGUCUGGGUGAAGCGGCUGCUGUUUACCCCCCAAGGACGAUCAGACCAACUCGCAUCUGAACUUGGGAGGGAAUUCCUUUCCUUUUAAAUUGGAGUAUUUGCUGUGGAGCUUGAUGCGACAGGGCUGGCCCCUGUGAAACUGAGCUUGAAUUUGCUCCUGUCUCUGGAUCCUUAAAAACAACACACAAAAGUGUGUGUUGGGGCGGGGGGGUGGGGGAAUACUGCUUCAGGAAGCACUAGAUGCUGAGGCAUCUGUUUGUGGUUGGAAAACUGUGGUAGGAAAUCACAGGCCAAUACAUCUUGCUGAAUGGUGGAUAGGUAAGGUGAGCCUCCUGGGAGAACUGCUUUUCAGGUUGCAACAGACCUCCCCUCCCUUACCCCCUCUGGAUUCAGCCCAUAUGUGGGUCAUUAUCACAGGCAACAAAUCAGACCGACAAAAUCUAUGAAGCCUUGGAAUGAAUGAAUGAAUGAAUGAAUGAUACACUACUGCUUGCAGUAGCUGCGUGUGCUGGAAGGGAAUGCCCAAUUGUUUCAACUGAGGGUGUCCAUCCUAUUUUAAAAACAAAGUCUAUCCAAGGACAGAAAUGUAUUAAUCCACAGGAGACUUAAAGCUAUAUAGCCAGCUAGAUGGCUUGUGACCAGCUGUUGACUGGUGCUGAGUUUUAAGCUGUUUGCUGAAAAGGGGUUCUGUGUGAAUUUUGCCAUGAAGGGUUCUCAAGCAUCUUUUCAUUUUCAAAGUUUUUUUGUUUUGUUUUUGUUUUUUAAACAGACUGUUUCCUGUAGCAAUGGUAAGCGGUAGGUUUUGCCUUUUAUUGCUGUAGUCUACAGGUGGAGACAUGUUUGGAUUAUCUUAAUUUGGUUCGAUCUGGCUGAUUAAAUUUGUGCACUCCAUUAAAAAAAAAAAAAAAAAUCUUAUGACACUGCUGGAUGAUAAGCCCCAACAGUUCACCUCAGCUGCAUGGAUAUAAAAGCAAAUGGAAAAGCACAAGAGUUGCUAAUUAAAAUUCUGGUAUAACCAUGGACUGUGAAUCAAGCCAGUACUUUAAUCAACAGAAUACAAACAUUAGGUAGCUAAACUAAUCUUGUACCACCCAAAAUGGCAAGAGUUUGCAAAAUCUCUAAUGCAAAGGGAUAUUGGAGUGCAGAGCACCUAUUGAGUGGGAAGUAGAAGUUUUAAGAACUUUUUGAAAUUCAAGGCUGAGAGUCCUAGCUGCAAAGCGUGCAAGGGCAGAUGGCGCUAGUGCAGUAAAUGUUCAAUAGGCUCAGACUCGUUUCCAAUCACUUCACUAGUGCAGGAUCAAACCCAGUGUUUUAGCAAGAUCCUGGAUGGCUGCCGCUUGCCCAUCAAUUCAUGUUUUGACAUUAACUUCACUGACCACAGGAUAGGACCCUAAAUAUACAUACACUGUCAGUGUCUCUCUCAUGAAAACCACCUCACAAUGAGAAAAUUCUGACUCUCAGAAUUUCACAACAAGAAGAGAGUUUGGAAAUCACCAGCAAGCAGUUUUGGGCAUACCAGUGUCCCACACCUGUGGUUCACUGGUCUUAACAUGAUCAUGUGAGAAUUUCCAGUGACAGAAGUAUUUGGCUUUCUGCUUGAGUGCAUUUCCCAAACAAAGAAAAAACCUGGGUGAAUUUCAGGCAGCUGAUUCUCCUUUUCAGCCAUGAACUCAGUACUUUCCCAAUAGCAUUUUGUAGAACUCCAAUAUUGAAACCAAAUGGUAUUUAUAUGCCUGCAAGAUUCCAGUUUACAGGAGUAGUGACUGCUUCACUAAUCUAAGAAGUGGGCUGGUCCCAUCAUUUCAGGAGGGUGUGUACAGUUUGAUUGGAAUUUUUUUUUCUUUGCCUUCAUAUAAAACACUUUCUGAAGCACUUUGACAUUUGGUAGUUCCACACUAUUGAGAGAGAGAAUAUAUUUAUUUUGUGACACUGCAGAAGCCAAAUGCUCCAACCUUUGUUUUGAAUGUUAAGUGUUUAGGGGUUAAAUAAAAAGAUUCUGGUCAAAACCUGUCAUGCUUUAAAAAUAAAUACAUAUUACAGGGUCUUCCUCACCCCUAAGACUUGACUCUGGAUCCUGCAGACUUUACUGAGGCAAAUAGUUCCACUAACUUAAAUGGGACUGUUUGUGGAAAUAGGACAUGCAGUUGCAAGAUUGGCUCCUUACUGGACAGUCAGUUAAACUGGCCCCAAUUAAGCAAAUUAUUUAAGCAUUGCCUAAUUUGAUCCCUAUCCAGCAAAAGCACUGAAGCAUGUGCUUAACUUUAUGCAUGUGUUUAGCUACUGUGCUGGCCAGGGGCCAGAUGGAUCCAGGGUUAUGGUCACUAGUUGUACAUUUUUGCAGUAAGUUAAAAAACUUCUCCAAUUAGUAGUUAACGGGGUCAUUGGUAUUUCUGUAGUGUUUCAGGGCUGUAAUGACUAUUCCUCUGCGCUAUGGCAGAGUUGAGCUGUGUUGCCAUCUGCAACUGACCAGAUAAUUAGUCCUCUGAAACAGUGAUUACAGAAAAGCUUUACAUAGUCUGCUGUUCUAAAAUCACAGUUGGAUUUACUCCAGGUGGUGUGUCUUCUCAAAAACCAUUUUUU